AAUCAAUGUACGACUUUUCGAGAAUGUAAAAAUUAGUGGAUCGAAUGCAGAAACUAUAACCUCCAUAGCCUCCGCCUGACACAAGGUUCUUGCCUGAGGAGUUGAAGAAGGAUAAGGUUAUUGAGGACCCAAAAAAAAUAGAGAAGAAGGCCAAAAGAUAACUCCUCAUAAAAAAUCAAAAAGGCUCUAGUGGUUUGAAACCAGUUGAAGAUGAAAGAUUAUUCCUGAUUUAAAAGGAGAAUUACUUGAAGAAAAAGUAACGGGAGUUAGAGAUGGAAUAAGUGAAAAAGGAAUUAGCAGAACAAAAAAAAUAAGAAAAGUAAAAAUUAGAAAUAGCAACUUAAAGAGCAUUAUAAUUUGUUAAAGGCAAAAAGGAGUACUUUACUAUUUCUUAUCUUAGGUUAUCAUAAUUGGAGAGGGAGGAAAAAAUAAAGAAGCAAAAUGACAAUGAAUUCCUUAAAAGAAAAUAGAAGGUGAAUAAUUCCAUUUAGAUGUCUUCAAUUGAUGCAUCAUAUGUAUCCUAAGGCUAAAUUCUAAAUAACUCUUUGAUUAAGAAAUAAAUUAUAGAUUACCACACACUUCCUAAGGAGCAAUAUAAUCGCAUAUAUCGUUAACAGGCUGUAAGUCCCCCUAAAUGA
Messenger RNA from Paramecium octaurelia, 638 nucleotides. The record is from the annotation of a GenBank genome assembly. Lineage: Eukaryota; Ciliophora; Oligohymenophorea; Peniculida; Parameciidae.